Molecule: messenger RNA, 3639 nt
Organism: Kalmanozyma brasiliensis GHG001
Lineage: Eukaryota; Fungi; Basidiomycota; Ustilaginomycetes; Ustilaginales
Product: Transcription initiation factor TFIID subunit 1, domain of unknown function
Exons: 1
Coding region: 1-3639 (1212 amino acids)
Biological process (GO): RNA polymerase II preinitiation complex assembly; transcription by RNA polymerase II
Cellular component (GO): transcription factor TFIID complex
Molecular function (GO): TBP-class protein binding; RNA polymerase II general transcription initiation factor activity; histone acetyltransferase activity
Source: RefSeq, a predicted model, not a curated record
AUGGAGGACGAACAGAAUGCCGCCCUGCAUCUUGGCGGUCUCGCCCUUGGCAAUGUGCUCCGAGACCUCGGUAUCGAUGAGCAGCACCAGUCUGAUCUCGAACGUCUCGGCAUCGCCUCGGGCAGUGGCAGGAUCAAGCAGGAAGACAUCUACAAUGACAGAUUUGCGGACGACGACAACGACUUUGGCGGCGACGCAUAUCACCGCAAUGGCGCCUCCUCCAAAGACUGGGAGACAGAGGUCGACGAUGAGAUGAGGCGCGAGCGGGAUGGUGAACACGACGCCGAGGAACGAGCCGAGCUUGACAGGUACUACCGACAAGGCUUGGCACAGCUCGAACAGCCAAGGGCACCGCUUCGAGGAGAGGUCGACGACUUCGACGAUGAUGCGAGCGAGGAAGACGAAGACGUGCCUCUUUCACAACAGCCUUCGCUGCCUCAGGCGAAUGGUCAUUCAACGCAGGCCAACGGCUUCUCACGGUUCGGCGAAGGCAUGAUCAAGGUCAAGGAAGAACGCGACGAUGACAGCGACAUGGCAUUCUUGUCGGCGCCUCCGCACUCCUCGUCCAGCGCCGCUCCACCAGGGCGUGCGCCCUUGCUCCUACCAACCGCUCAAAGCUCACGGCAGGACUCGCCGCAAACACCGCCUCAAUCCCAACAGCCGUAUAUGUCGGGUGCGCCGCCUGCCCGCCCUUUCGUCGAUAUGGAAGAAGUCAAGCAACACUUUCCCGACUUUGAGCCGGGAAAGAUCCUCAACUUCACCGAGCUCUUUGCCACACGACCCUCAAAGAAGCGCAAGCUCGGUGCUCCAUCCGCCAAGUUCCACAUCACCCCAGAAGAUGAGCUGCCGAUACCCAAGUCGACAAGGGAGGAAUUGGUACGGUCCUCUGUCGUCCGUCCCCACCAUGCGUCCAUCCUUCCUGGUCUCACCAGCGAGCUGGACCCUUCUGCAACUGGUGCUCGUCGGACGGAUGCAGCUGACGAUGAGAUCGAGCUCGCCGUCGUUUCAACUCCGGACGUCAAAGCUGAGAAACGCAGCGCCGCUCUGGCGCCUGUCGAGCUCGAUGACUGGGAAGAUCGCAUCGUUUGGGAUCCAUCGAAUCUUGCUUCAACAAUGCCAGAGGUUACUAUCGACGUGAAGGCCGAGUUGUUGUCGGAGCCUUUGGCUACACUUGCACCGCCAGCCAUCGACAAGCCCUUCAACCACGAUCUCUUCAGGGGUGCAUGGACUCGCAGUAUCAUAUGGGACGCACAUACAACCUUCGAGGCUUUCGACAAGCUGGUCCUCGACAUGAACGACCCGCAGAUGAUGCUAGAGGAGGACCUCGGGCCGAAGACCAAACAGAACUCCCUUCUGCGUUCCGACGCACCUGUUGUCUCCGCAGCUGCCCAGCGCGAUCUCGCAAGGCGUCAAGCAGAACUCGAUCCACUCAAUCUGUCGAACGACAAGUUCUACGAGCAGACGCGUGAGCACCGCCAACGUGUUCGUCAGACGCUCGGAAAGCUCGUCGUCCAACAUGCAUGGCCUGCCAUCAAAUUGCAGCUACCUUGGUACAAAACCAAGCUUACAAAAGCAGAAGCGAGAUCGUUCCAUCGUCCCGCCAUGCAGUUCCCCACCAACAUGCCCCUCCACUUCUCCAAGACCAUCUCGUCCAAGAAGAAGAAGGAAGGCGCCGGCGCACGCAAAGCCAAAGAUCCGAACGAGAUGCUUCGCACCACGCGAGACCUGACGCUCAAGGACACUGGGCCCUACGUGCUGUACGAGUAUUCGGAGGAGUAUCCGCCGCUCCUCUCGAAGAUUGGUAUGGGCAGCCUCCUCGUCAACUACUACCGCAAGAAGGACGCCAAGGAUGAGCAUGUUCCGAAGAUGGACAUCGGAGAGCCCUACUUGCUUGACGUGGCGGAUGAGUCGCCUUUCAUGAAAUUUGGCAAUAUCGAGCGAGGACAGGUGCAGCCGACGUUGUACAACAACAUGAUCCGCGCGCCCCUCUUCCGCCACAAGCCCGCCCAUACGGAUUUCCUCCUCAUCCGGAGCACUACCAAGAACGAGAUCCGCUACUAUCUGCGAGAGAUCCGCAACCUCUUUGUUGUCGGCCAGACGUACCCGGUCCAGCAAAUCCCAGGACCUCACGCCCGUCUCAUCACCAACAACAUCAAGUAUCGCCUCCAGAUGAUCGCGUACAAGCUCAUUCAGAAGAGUCAGCGACAGCGUAUCAAGAUCCACCGUUUGAUGCGCUACUUCCCGGACCAAAACGAGCUGCAGAUGCGACAAAGGCUCAAGGAGUUCAUGGAGUACAACCGCAAGGCAGGCGACGUCAAUCAGGGUUUCUGGAAGCUCAAGCCACACAUUGUCGUGCCAGAGGAAGCCGAGCUGCUCAAAAUGCUGCCACCGGAGAACAUCUGUCUCGCUGAAAGCAUGCAAGUCGGUCAGCGACACUUGCUCGACUGCGGUUACACAAAUACUGCCGAGGGGGACGACGACGACGAGAGCAAGAUGGACAUCGAGCAGCUGCUUGCGCCCUGGAUCACCAGCAAGAACUUCUUGAAUGCUACGCAGGGCAAGGCCAUGCUCAAGUUGCACGGCGAUGGUGACCCGACCGGCCGCGGCGAAGCUUUCAGCUUCAUUCGAGUCUCGAUGAAGGAGAUCUUCGUGCGAGCCGGCGAAGACGUGGAAGAACGUCUCGCACAAGCCGAAGCAGACGCCAAGAAGAAGUCAGGUCAUAAGUACAGCGUCGCCGAACAGCAGGCGGUCUACCGAUCCGAGAUAGACCGUAUUUGGAGAGCACAGUGUCGAUCGCUGUCCAAUCCGGUGCCGCCAAAGGUGACCGCGGAGGACGAACGACGUGCGCUUUUGGCAGCCAACGGAGGAAAGCCCGACGCUCCUCGCAACGGCGGUCGGGGCGAGUCUGUCCGUCGAGACCGCAGUCCGAGCACCAUGAGCACGGUCAACGGCGAUGGUGCGGACAAGUCGAACAAGAUCCUCCGCAUUCGCCGCUUCAUCAACGGCAAGUGGCAGCGCGAGAUGGUGCGCGAUCCAGCCGUCAUCAACGCCUAUCUCACACAACGCAAGAAGAUCGAGGACGAAGCCAUCGCCACCGAAGACUUGCUGCCGACCGGCGACGCAGCCAUCGACAUGGCGCGCAUGAAGCGACUGCAGGAGGAGCUCGCACAGCGCAAGAAGAACCAAGAACGCCGUAUCCAGCGCAAGAACGCCAAGGCCGCCGCAGAAGGUCUCGCGAUCCCAGGCGGCUAUAAGAGCUUGCUCAACAAGACCGACACCAAGCGACGCUGCGGUCGUUGUGGAGAAGUCGGUCACAUGUCGACCAACACUUCUUGCCCCAUGUUCCAGAAGGACGGCGGCAAGAAUGGAGCAGGUGGAGCGGCAGGUGGGAGCGGCGCAGGCACACCGGGCACCCCAGCCGGCGGAGGAAGGCCAGGAAUGCCUCAUCUGGCCAGUGGAGGCGGCUUCUUUGGUCCUGGUAUGGCCAUGGGAAUUGGAAUCGGCAGCGCAGGACCGAUGACACCUAUGACUCCAACAGUGCAGACGCCAGGAGAGUCUCGGGCGCCUUCGGAGAGCCCCGCUCCAGGCAGUGGCACGCCGACGCCAGGGCUCAAGUUGAAGCUCAAGAAGAAGGCUUAA